Caenorhabditis auriculariae is the source of this 247-nucleotide messenger RNA. The record is from the annotation of a GenBank genome assembly. NCBI's taxonomy places the organism in Eukaryota, Metazoa, Nematoda, Chromadorea, Rhabditida, Rhabditidae.
AUGAUGCAGCCAGGUAUAGGAAAGACGAAGGGUCGAGUGGCAAGUGAAUGGAGGUGGGGCUCUGGAUCCAUCGGUCGUCGUCGUCGUCGUCGUCGACGGCGGUAGAGUGUACGGAGGAGUGGAGGAGGAGGGGGCGUGUCGUCGGUGCCACGCCCACGCAGCGUCUUACAACGACGAGAGAAGAGGCGUCGGGGAGAGAGAAGCUAGAAGCUUUUGGCUGGAGGAGAAUGAAGAGGAGGAGGAGUAG